Messenger RNA from Adineta ricciae, 1488 nucleotides. NCBI's taxonomy places the organism in Eukaryota, Metazoa, Rotifera, Eurotatoria, Adinetida, Adinetidae. The record is from the annotation of a GenBank genome assembly.
AUGUCAACAUUAAUGAUGGAGAAAUGUCCGGUUUGUACGGCGCCGUUAACAGAUUCUCAGAAAUGGCAACGAACAAAAACUACAUCACUUCGAUCAACCAGCGGAAAACGAACAACAUCCGGACAAGAUUUCAAUCGAUCGAAUGUUACACAACAACGUUUGACCAACUCAACAACGCAAAAUCUCGAGAGUGAAUACAUCCGACAAUUGCAAGAACAGAUCUAUUAUCUGGAAACCGAAUGCCACUAUCUGCGUGACCAGCUGAAUAAAAACUCCAUCGUACUCAGUCGAACGCUGAAUGACGAUCGGGUUUAUAAGGUUGAACAAGAACGUAGUGACUUACAGCGAAAUCUUGCUCAAACAUCGUCGCAAUUCGAUCAGUUAGCAAGUGAAAAACAUGGAUUAACGGUUGCUUUGGAUGAACUUCGUCACAAAUUCGAUAUUGAAAAGCAGAAUCUACUAGAUGAACUCGAUAUGCUUCGACGUGCUCGGGAAGUUUUCGAACAAGAAAAGAGAACGCGUGAUCAGGAAUUACAGAAAAUUCGUGAUCGAUCACGUAUUUCUUCGGAUGAGCUGAAAACUGCUCAGAGUAAAAUCUCUUUACUCGAACAACAGGUCCGCUUUCUUCUUGAGCAGCAAUCGAAUCAAAAUAAAACUUUAACGGAUGAAGUUUACCAUCUCACAUUAGAAACAAAGGAUUUACAACGAAGCCUUAACGAUCAACAACUGGCAAGUCGAGAAAGAGAUCGUCUCCAGGGUAUUGUGGUUGAUUUAGAGAAAGAAGUUGAUACACUACGACAAGAAUUAAAAUUGCACGAUAAUCGCUAUAGUGAGGCUCAAUUUCUUCGUAAUAAAUUAGCCGAUGAAAAGGGUGCUUUGAUGAAAGAAGUGACACGGCUUGAAAAUUUAACAAAGGAAUUCGAGCGUCAAUUAGAUCAACUUCGUUUUUCAUUACGAGAACGUACGGACACGCUCCAAGCAAAAGACAAAGAAGUUGCCGCACUACGAAAGAAAGAACAAACUCUUCGUAGUACCAUUGAAAGUAUUCAAAUGAAACUAGAUGGUGAAAUCGGCAAAAAUCAAGAUCUUGACGGCCAACUGACACAGUUGCAACGACAAUUAAACAUUGAAAGUCAAAAUGCUCUGGCUGCUAAACGUGAAUCGAAUGAAUAUGAAUUACGUAAUACACGUUUACAAGACGAAGUCAAUAUUCUUCUACGGGAUAAGGAUCAACUGAACGGUCUGAUUAGUACUCUAAAACAACGGCUUGCGAGUGAAGAAGAUUUAACACGUAGUUUACGUAUUGAGAUUCAAGAACUUGAAGAUCGUGUGAAAGAAAUCGAUCGCUUGAAAUCAUUGGAAGAUCUCAUUCAAUCGCAACGUUGGGACGAUAUAUCACAAAUGGCGCAGACAAUGCAGAGUGUCAGUCGAACUAUGGCAAGAGCAACUAGUCCAACAACAUUACGAAAACGUGUGGAAUUACAAUAG